UUUUCUCAUUUUAUUAUCUUUCUCCCCCCAUCCAUCCCCCUUUGUUUGAGAGAGAGUUUGUGUGUUUUGGUUGUUUGGACUGUCGGCUUUGAUUUUAUGUUCUCCUUAAUCCUUUGCUGUUCUUGUCGGAGAUUGUAAGCUUGAAGAUGCAACCAACACAAAGUUUAAAUUUGGGCACUUGAACACAAAGAAAAUAUGUUGUUAUCAGUUGGCUAUAAGCAAAGCGAUGGCUAAACUUACUGAUCAUCUUUCAGAUACAUUAUGAGGAUCACAGAGCAAUGGGAAGUGGUGUUUUCCCCUGGAAAUGAAGGAGAGACAGCGGUGGAGAGCUGAAGAAGACGCUUUGUUGUGUGCAUACGUAAAACAAUAUGGUCCGAGGGAGUGGAACCUUGUGUCACACCGCAUGAACACACCCCUGAACAGGGAUGCAAAAUCUUGCUUAGAGAGGUGGAAUAACUAUCUCAAACCUGGUAUCAAGAAGGGAUCCCUUACGGAAGAAGAGCAACGUCUUGUAAUCCGUCUUCAAGCUAAACACGGCAACAAAUGGAAGAAAAUUGCAGCUGAAGUCCCUGGUAGAACAGCUAAAAGACUGGGCAAGUGGUGGGAGGUAUUCAAGGAGAAGCAACAAAGGGAACAUAAAGAGAAGCAUAAGACGGUUGAGCCAGUCGAGGAAGGCAAGUACGAUAGGAUAUUAGAAACUUUUGCUGAAAAACUAGUAAAACAGGGCCAUAGCUCAGCCUUUCCCAUGGCUGCUUCUAACGGGGGUUUUCUUCAUACUGACCCACCUUCACCUGCACCACCAACUUUACUUCCACCUUGGCUUUCUAAUUCCAGCAAUGCGUCCGUUGUCACACCACCUUCCCCUUCUGUGACUUUAAGCUUAUCUCCCUCAACGGUGGCAGCUGCUCCCCCAAUCCCAUGGCUGCAACCUGAGAGGAUGUCCGAAACUAGCCCUGUUUUGGGAAACAUGGUGCCCCAUGGAUCAUUUCCUCGUAGUGAGAACCUGCUGAUAUCUGAAUUGAUGGACUGCUGCAGGCAGCUGGAAGAUGGGCGCCGCGCUUGGGUUGCACAUAGAAAGGAAGCGGCCUGGAGGUUAAGAAGGGUAGAGUUACAACUCGAAUCAGAAAAGGCUUCCCGUAAAAGGAAGAAGAUGGAAGAAAUAGAGUCAAAGAUCGAGGCUCUAAGGGAAGAGCAGAAGAGUACACUUGAUAGAAUCGAAGCUGAAUAUAGGGAACAACUGGAGGGGCUAAGAAGAGAUGCGGAAGCGAAGGAGCAAAAAUUAGCGGAGCAAUGGGCUGCAAAGCAUUUGCAUCUGACCAAGUUUCUUGAACAAACGGGGUGCAGACCCAGGGUUGUGGAGCCUAAUGGGCAGUGAGCAAAGAUGAUUUAUCAAGCGUCUCCUUUCAACAGACUCUGCAUUGUUUUUGAUGAUAUUCUCUACUAUAGAAGUCUAUUUAUAGUUGGUUUUUCUAGGAUGGGACACUCUGAAUGGGAAAGGUAGCAUUAGCUCUAUCUUUUGUGUUCACCUCUUAAAAAGUAUAUUAAAUUUAGAUUCCUAUUUCUGGAUAUUAAGGAGUCUGAUUUGGCAUGUGAAAGCAGAUGCCUGAUUUGGUAUGUGAAUUUGAAGUUGUUGGUGAAUUGAUUUCUCCAUAUCUAUAUAACCAUAAAACUAAACUGAUCAAUAGGUUGAUUUGAGUGCUAAA
Molecule: messenger RNA, 1703 nt
Organism: Gossypium raimondii (Peruvian cotton)
Lineage: Eukaryota; Viridiplantae; Streptophyta; Magnoliopsida; Malvales; Malvaceae
Product: transcription factor AS1
Exons: 2
Coding region: 305-1375 (356 amino acids)
Source: RefSeq, a predicted model, not a curated record